Messenger RNA from Anopheles nili, 1404 nucleotides. It is a transcript of the gene Daao2, whose product is annotated as D-amino-acid oxidase. The record is from RefSeq and is a predicted model, not a curated record. Gene Ontology annotation, molecular function: FAD binding; D-amino-acid oxidase activity. The coding region runs from base 252 to 1295 and encodes 347 amino acids. NCBI's taxonomy places the organism in Eukaryota, Metazoa, Arthropoda, Insecta, Diptera, Culicidae. The transcript has 4 exons.
AAAAAUAGAGAAGAAACAAAAAACAAAAUGUAUAAUACAGAUAAUGCUAAUCAUAGUGCUGGAAGGUAGAAUGGUAAACAAUCGAGAAAACUCGAUGCUGAAAAAAUCCACAACAGCCCUGAUAAUCGUCGCCGAUUGAUUGAAUUUAAAAUGCACCCCAUGGACUGCUAUGAUGAACAGUAUGGUGUGAACAAUCGGAUUGUAAGGACUAGUGGUACUGUUAUUUAUAACAUAGAGCGCAUAGCGCCGUCAUGAAGCAAAUAGUAGUGAUCGGUGCCGGUGUGAAUGGCCUUUGUGUUGCAGUACAGCUGGCAGAGCAUUAUUUUAACGUGGCGAAUGUAACGUUGAUAUCCGAAAAUGUUAGUCCUUAUACUACUGGUGAUGGAUCUGCAGGACUAUGGGGUCCCUACUACUGUGGGAGAACACCUGAUCACAAAAUAAUCAAAUGGUCCACUGCAACACAUGUAUUUUUCCAUCAGCUGUGGAAAAACGGCCUGGCGGGAAAAAUAGGAGUUUGCUUGCAACCAUGCAUGCGAUUGACGACCGACCCCAAGGGAUAUCCGAAACCAGCGUGGAAAGAUAUUGUUUUUGGUUGUCAGAAAAUUACCGAGUCUGAACUUGAGCGGCUAAGUAAUGAACACGGUCGUCAGUACACGGGAGGUUAUCACUUCGCCACUUUUACUUGCGAACCGACCGGACUGUUACCAUAUUUGUUCAACCGGUUCAUCGCAGUAGGUGGCAAAUUUGUCCCGAUGAAGGUGCGAAGUUUUGAUGAAGUAAUAAGCAAUCGACACGUGGAUCUCAUCAUAAACUGUAGUGGCCUUGGAUCGCUAGAGCUGGCAUGCGAUGCGUCUGUUAUACCUAUUCGGGGCCAAGUAGCAAGGGUGAGUGCGCCCUGGAUUUACGAAGUCAUUUUAGAUGACAGUGACGACGGCAACUACAUAAUUCCUAAUUGUGAGACAGUUGUAUUAGGUGGAACACAUCAAAUGAAUGAUUUCAAUCGCAAUGUAGCUCGAGGAGAUAGUCGGUUUAUUUUUGAUGGAUGUGAACGGAUGUUACCAAGUCUUCGCUACGCUUCGAUUGGAACUGAAUGGGUUGGUUUGCGACCCGGCCGCGACAGCGUACGGUUGGAACUUGAAAACUAUCGAUUUGAGAAUGAAACAAGAUAUGUACCAAUAAUCCAUAAUUAUGGACAUGGAGGCUGCGGUGUAACAUUAUGCUGGGGUUGUGCCAAAGAAGUAGUAGAAAUCAGCGAAACGUUAAAGUGGACUAAAAAUAAUAUUUCAAAACUAUGAUUCGAAAAAAGCCGUAUAUAUUUACUAUGAAUUGGAUUAAACUAUGUAAACACAAUGAAUACAUAAAUGAUUAGUAAUAAACAAAAGUUGUAGUUGGUAACAGUUUCAA